This is a messenger RNA of Coturnix japonica (Japanese quail), 6732 nucleotides long. RefSeq names its product zyg-11 related cell cycle regulator (gene ZER1). Gene Ontology annotation, cellular component: Cul2-RING ubiquitin ligase complex. Gene Ontology annotation, molecular function: protein binding. Lineage: Eukaryota; Metazoa; Chordata; Aves; Galliformes; Phasianidae. The record is from RefSeq and is a predicted model, not a curated record.
UUUUCCCCUCCCCGCUGCUUCCCUGAAGAUGGCAUCCGACAGCCCGGAGUCACUCAUGACCUUGUGCACAGAUUUCUGCCUUCGCAACUUGGAGGGGACUCUCUGCUACUUACUGGACAAUGAAACCCUCCGUCUCCAUCCCGACAUUUUCUUGCCAAGCGAGAUCUGUGACAAACUCGUCAACGAGUAUGUGGAAUUGGUGAAGACAGACAGCAUCUUCGAACCCCAUGAAAGCUUCUUCACCCUCUUCUCAGAUCCACGGAGCACCAGGCUAGCUCGGAUCCACUUGCGGGAACAGAUCGUGCAGGACCAGGACCUGGAGGCCAUCAGGAAGCAGGAUCUCGUUGAGCUCUACCUGACUAACUGCGAGAAGCUGACAGCCAAGAGUUUGCAGACUUUGGUGAGCUUCAGCCACACGCUUAUUUCCCUUAGCCUCUUUGGAUGCUGCAAUAUCUUCUAUGAGGAAGAGAACCCCGGAGGCUGUGAAGACGACUGUCUGGUGAACCCCACUCGCCAGGUUUUGGUCAAGGACUUUACUUUCGAAGGCUUCAGCCGCUUGCGCUUCCUGAAUCUGGGCCGCUUGAUUGAAGGGGUCAAUGUAGAGACGUUGCUUCGGCCUUUGACCUCCCUUGCUGCUCUUGAUCUCUCUGGGAUCCAGCUGAACGAUGUGGGAUUUCUGACACGGUGGAAGGACAGUCUGGUUUCCUUAGUGCUUUACAACAUGGACCUUUCAGAGGAGCACAUCCAAGUGAUUGCGCAGCUUCACAAGCUCAGACACUUGGAUAUCUCUCGAGACCAUCUGUCCAGUUACUAUAAAUUCAAGCUGACCCGCCGGGUUCUAAACCUGUUUGUGGAAAACUUGGUAAACCUCACCUCGCUCGAUAUCUCAGGGCACACUAUGCUGGAGAACUGCACUAUCCCAAACAUGGAAGAGAAGAUGGGCCAGACAAGCAUCGAGCCAGCAAAGAGCAGCAUUGCUCCCUUCCGGGGUUUGAAACGACCACUCCAAUUCUUGGGCCUUUUUGAAACAUCUCUGUGCCGCCUGACGCAUAUUCCAGCCUAUAAGGUGAGUGGAGACAAGAACGAAGAGCAAGUUCUGAAUGCUAUUGAGGCUUACACUGAACACCGGCCAGAAAUCACUUCUCGUGCCAUCAACCUCCUUUUUGACAUUGCCCGUAUUGAGCGUUGCAGCCAGCUGCUGCGAGCCCUCCAGCUGGUGAUCACAGCCCUCAAGUGCCACAAGGAUGACAAAAACAUCCAGGUGACAGGCAGUGCUGCGCUGUUUUACCUGACCAACUCCGAGUACCGCAUGGAGCAGAGCAUAAAGCUGCGACGCCAGGUCAUCCAGGUGGUGCUGAAUGGCAUGGAGUCCUACCAGGAAGUCACAGUACAGCGGAACUGCUGCCUGACACUGUGUAACUUCAGCAUUCCUGAGGAGCUGGAGUUCCAGUACCGCCGAGUAAAUGAGCUGCUGCUGAACAUCCUCAACCAGAGCCGGCAGGAUGAGUCUAUCCAGCGUAUUGCUGUGCACCUCUGUAAUGCUCUGGUCUGCCAGGUGGACAACGAUCAUAAAGAAGCUGUGGGCAAGAUGGGUUUUGUCAUGACAAUGCUAAAAUUGAUUCAGAAGAAGCUGGCUGAUAAAACGUGCGAUCAGGUGAUGGAGUUCUCAUGGAGCGCCCUCUGGAAUAUUACUGAUGAGACUCCUGACAACUGUGAGAUGUUCCUCAACUACAGCGGUAUGAAACUGUUCUUGGAGUGCUUGAAAGAGUUCCCAGAGAAACAGGAGCUGCAUCGCAAUAUGUUGGGCCUCCUGGGCAAUGUGGCUGAGGUCAGGGAACUCCGUCCUCAGCUCAUGACCUCCCAGUUCAUCAGUGUGUUCAGCAAUCUGCUGGAAAGCAAAGCAGAUGGGAUUGAGGUAUCCUAUAAUGCCUGCGGUGUGCUCUCCCAUAUCAUGUUUGAUGGUCCGGAGGCUUGGGGUAUAUGUGAGCCCCAUCGGGAGGAAGUUGUAAAGAGGAUGUGGGCAGCCAUCCAGAGCUGGGACAUCAACUCCAGAAGAAAUAUCAAUUACAGGUCAUUUGAACCAAUCCUUCGACUUCUUCCACAAGGGAUCUCUCCUGUCAGCCAGCACUGGGCUACCUGGGCACUGUAUAACUUGGUCUCUGUUUACCCUGACAAGUACUGCCCACUGCUGAUCAAAGAAGGUGGGAUUCCCCUUCUGAAGGACAUGAUUAAGAUGGCCUCAGCACGGCAAGAGACCAAGGAAAUGGCCUGGAAAGUUAUAGAGCACUGCAGUAACUUUAAGGAGGAGAACAUGGACACUUCCAGAUAGAGGCAAUCAUCUAAUGCCUCUUGCCAGCACUGUAUCCAGCUUCUCUCUAAUUCACUGUAUAUAGUGAGGACUCUUUCUUACCAACUCACCUGUUGGAAGGAAACUUUUAUGUGUGUGUGUGAGACCCUCAGUAGAUGAAGGUGAACAGGGGAGGGGGGGGAGGGACUUUUUGCACAACAAAACGCUUUCCUUAAAUUAGUGGACUUUUUCGUUAUGAAGUUUCAGAUUGAAGUUCUGUGUGUAUGAUUUCUGUAUAAAAAGAAAACAAAAAAAAGACAACUACAUUAUGUAUCUUUUAACCUUUUUUUUGUUUGUUUGUUUUAGUCCAUACAGCGAGUCCCAAAUGACCACAAGCUUGAAAGCCCAGUUGGUUGUGUGAUCACUUGUGUGACUUUCUUAUUUCCCACUUUGUAGAGAAUUCCCUUUUGCUGUAUAGCAUGAGGUCCCGUAAUGUCUGCAAGAACACCAGUCCUGAAUCAGCACUGGCCACUCAGUGGGUUUACAGGCAGAAAUGAGUUAGUUAUUUGCUCUGAGAGGUUGGGGGACAUGUUACAAGUCAGACCAAAAGAUCUGAACUUUUUAGCAAUAUUUUUAAGUACAGAAAACAGGGAAGAAUGAUCUUUUAAGUCAAUUCGCUCUCUUAAGGGUGUUUUAUGGUAGACUCCUAUUAAUGGAAACACUGCUGAAUGUAUUUGGGUUAUUUGGAAGUAAGGCAUUCCUGUUAAUGUCGGGAAUUCUGUUUUUGUCCCCUUUGGCAGUUCAGUAGGAUCUGCCAGCUCACCUUGACUCAUGAUGACUGGUAAAACCAGGUACACGUCCUUGGCAAUGCAGAGCUUUCCCCUUUAAGGGAGCUGGUGCAUAAAGGAACAAGGUUUGUUCACAAAGGGCUACAGAUCUUCAUUCCAGUUUUUCACCACCCUUUUAGUUUUGUUCUGCUUCACAGAGAAGGGCUACAAAUGCCAGAAAAUGGCAUAAUAACCCCUACCAGGCCCUGGGCCAGAGCAGCUCGUUCCACUUGUACAAUAAACAGUAAACGACUGAAGCUGUCCUACCCUUCUUCAGUCUGCACUGGCGCAAGCCAUGCUCAGUGGUAAAGUAACCUCACUGCAGCACAGAUGCUGUCAUUUGAGGUGCUAACGUUUCCUAAGGCUGAGGAGCCUCUAGGAACCCUUUGGAAUACCAGAAUAGCACCUCUUGUUCCAGCCCAACAUCUGCCCACUCUUCUGGCACUACUCUUAUCCUCCUGCUAGCACUAGCCAGUGCAGUCCCACUGCCGUCAGCAGGAUCACCCCAAUUGAUAUGGUGUAGCAGAGAGGAGAGUCCCUACUAAACUGCUCUUCACCUGUAAAACCCCAGGCCUAUAGAGUCUUAAGAAGCCAAGGGCCAAAGGUUGCCUCACAGCCAGGCACUCAGUUCAUGCUCAGAGCCCCACUUGUCACAGCUCUUUCACAGUUCGCAGUUCUUCCCUUAAAAGUGGUUUUAAAAAGAUUUUCCUUCUGCAGUGAGAGGAAACCUUGGACGUGUGUGUGUGUGUGUGUGUGUGUGUGUGUGUGUGUGUGUUAGGACACUGCAGGCCUCUGGGAUAGCACAGUAACCGUCGCUGCUCUCUUCCCUCAUUUACACUGCUUGCUGCUAUGACCGAGGUCCUUCUGAUGCUCAGAGUUAAUGCUGUCGUUGCUGAGCACAUUAUGGACAGAUCCUAGAGACACAAACUGACACUUUAAAUGACAGAACACAGCUGCCCUGGGGGGGGGGGGGGUUUCCUUUUUUCUGCCAAUACGGUAUUACCCAAUGUCUUUUCUUCUCUCUUUUUAACCAUGUCAUGUUUUGAUAUUGUAAGAUCUGUACUUUUUCUUUAAGUAUUUUUCAAACUUUAUAUAUAUUUUUGUGUCACUUUUGAAUUGUUUUCAUACCGUUUGAAAAACUUGACAAAUUACACUUUUUUGUGGUUGUUUGAUUGAAAUGUACUUUUCUCUCUCUUUUAUUCCUGUUCCCUGAGAAUUUCUGUCCCUACGGGCUUUGAGACAGAGAUGUUUAUUUCAUGAUGUUUUCUGUGUAAUGCUUGCUAAUCGUUCUCCUAGAUGCAAAACUAAGAGCAGCUGCAUACACUGCUGACCAGCCUCCACGCAUUGCAGGAGUCAGGCUUUGCUCACGUUAUUCUCUAUUUAGUGCUAUCCUUUUGAAGUUGUCUCAUGUAACAGUGCCACCCACUAGAUUUUCUUCCAUUCACUUCCAUGCAGUGUUAUAACUUCCACCACUAAAACCUUGAAUCGAGUGACAAAACACUAAUGAUUCUGACAAUGUCAGCAAAGUGGGAUUGGAGGAGAUGGGGAAACAUCGUGGAUACACUGUCAGAAAACUGUAUCCUCAGAAUGCAGCUGCCAUGCAGGAGACAGAGCUAAAACACACCUCAGCCUGGCACUGUAAUCAGCCAAUCAGGCUUUACUCUGAGAUUCUGACGAACCUACUUCAAGGUUAAUGAGCAAAUGAUGGCUUGGCUCCAUCAGCCUCAAGCUUGAUGGACCCCAAAAGUUCAAAGCAGUCCCUGUGUAAGUUGAGCUGUUACUGAAGUCACACCUGCUGCAGCUGCACUGUGGUAUCACAAACUAGCAAACCUUGGUUUCACAUAGCAAAGAUAAUUUCUGUCCUCAUUGCUCACAUAUCCUCAUGUACCUGAGCCUGAAACAGAUUCCUGUUUCCCAGGAAUGUGGAGAUUAAUGGAGUCAGGACAACCUGCAGAAAAGUUUAGCUCUAUGAAUCUGCCACUUAAACGUAGGGAGUGGGGAAAACUAUCACCUAGAAAAUCACCAGAGAUGGGGCGAUCAACCACAACACUAGGGGUAACCUGUUCCAGUGCCUCACCACCCUCACUGUAAAGAUUUUUUCCUUAUAUCCAACCUAAAUCUACCCUCCCUGAGCUUGAAACAGCCAGUUUAGAAAAGAACUGCCCCGUGUCAAGCCCCACACUGCAGAGGGAUGAACCAGGAGACUUCAGUUCCACACACAGGAUUAUAGAAAACAAUCCUGCCUAGAAACUCCAACAGGGUUUCCAAAUGUAAGGUGAAAAUACGGCUGGAAAGAAGCUCACAGUGUGACCAAGUAUAGCAGAGGGACUCCUUAUGCUUUGUAGUUGUCUCAUUCACACUCUCAUUCAUGUUUUUACGUUUACAUUCCCCUUGAUAUUCAGAAGCUGGGCAGGCAGAGCAUGAACCAACUCAGUAAUUCUAUGCAGAGACUGUUGCCACAAAGGAACCCUUUACCUUCAGUGCAAGUAGUUUCCUGGCUGGCUGGAAAAUGCCUCAUGGUUCAGUGGCCCAGCACAAUGAUGCAGCAGUCCUGUGCAUGCGGGGUGUCAGGUGUCUGCCAUUUCCCCUGGAAUAGAUAUGACAGCAAGUUGGUGGGCAGCUUUCCACAAGUGCUUCCAUUUUACAAGAUCUGUGGGAGGAGCUGCUCAUACAGAUUGGCAGCUGCGUGUAUGAUGCUUAACACCUUGCAGCACCAGACUUUCUCACUGAGACCAAGCUAGAAAGUUUAGCACUCAUGCUUGUGGCAAUUAUUAACGAUGCAAAUAAUUAAUCUGACCCUUCUGCAUCAUAGCUGUUAUCACCCUGCAUCUCUCUGCUAGCUCAAAUGUUACCUAUUCAGCACUGAAUCUGACCUAGCUUGUCAGCUGGCCUUCUGUUUGAGUUGCUUUGGUCUCUGCAAAAGAUGAGGGGAAGAAAAGCCUUAGAGCUGUGAGCUUAUUCUGUUCAUCACCUGAAGAAGAUGAUAAAUUAUCAGGGCAGCAAAGGAAGGGGCAUUGCAUUCAGGCCCUACUCCACAAAAAAAAAUUUCCUGAGUCUGUUUAGGAAGAAGUCACAGCCCAGGUGUUAGAGGGUGGCAUGCACUGGGAAAAUGAUAAUUAAUUAUUAUGAGAAACAGCUGAUCUCCACAACAAGCAUCUGUACAAAGCAAAGAGGGCAAUGGUUGUCAGCCAAGGAUGAGAGGAUGGCACUUAAAAACAGGAACUGGGGAGAUUUCCUGCUUCACUGAAACAUUUCUGCUCUAACAGACUAUUUUGGCUUCAGAAAAUUGUCACUGAUUCUGUAAUUCUUUUUUAUUAAAAAAAGAAAAAAAAAAGAAAAGAAAGAAAAAAAAAAGCUUUUAAGCUAACCAAAUAUAUAUUUCCAUGUUUUGCAUACAGAAAAUAAUCUCAGUAAUGAUCUGCUUUCACUCCUUCCCUUCACCUGCCUGUUGUUGAGGCCUGGUUUGAACAUUUGUACGUGGUGAAACCAAGCAAAAAAAAAUCAUGCACAAUUGUUGCUUCCUUACAAUUCUGAAUGAAUUAACUUUUCUGUUGUAUCCAUUGGGAUACCCUCUGUGUAUUAAACCUAGUGCUUAACAAUGUCUUUUUUCCUUUGGUC